Molecule: messenger RNA, 275 nt
Organism: Linum tenue
Lineage: Eukaryota; Viridiplantae; Streptophyta; Magnoliopsida; Malpighiales; Linaceae
Source: the annotation of a GenBank genome assembly
AUAUGGAGAAUAUGCGAAUAAAUGACACCACAGGGGUUUCUGCCAAGUCUGACAACACCACUGCAAAUUACCAAGAAGAAAAGUUUUCUCAUGAAUAGUGGAAAUUCUAGAGAUUGCGAGGUCCAACGUGCACUCUGUAAAUGAAAAUGGAGAUUAGAGAGGCAAUUAAUUAGACUACAUUUGAGAUUGAAUAAAAAGACUUUUGUCUUUUAGUUAAGUAGUUCUCGUUUAACUUUUUGCAUAAUAUUUUGGAACAUAUGGGUUUUAAGAAUUGU